Molecule: messenger RNA, 1362 nt
Organism: Aspergillus neoniger CBS 115656
Lineage: Eukaryota; Fungi; Ascomycota; Eurotiomycetes; Eurotiales; Aspergillaceae
Product: aegerolysin family protein
Exons: 2
Coding region: 496-924 (142 amino acids)
Biological process (GO): symbiont-mediated hemolysis of host erythrocyte
Source: RefSeq, a predicted model, not a curated record
GCGAAGCAAACCUAAGCAGCAGCAGCUGCUGCACAAGAAAAGUGGUGAUGCCAUCGGUGCCAGUGACAAAGAUACCACGGGCCAUGACGCCACCAAGUAACACCACAAUAGACUCGCAGAAGAAGGCAGUGAGCAGCAGCCCGUCACUUGCCGGCCCACCUCCACAAUCCCAGCAUCUGCAGCUCUCCAUCCGUGGAUCAGCCCACCAUCGGGCCAACCACAUCAACCCACCCUGCCGUCAUCUGAUCCUCUUUCUCUGCUCUGCCCUCUGUCUCUGGUCUCCUCUCCGUUCAUUCAUCCAACAAAUGGAAAACUGAUCAGCCCUUGCCAAUACCCGUUCUUCAAUCACCCCACAGCCGGGCCUCAAGCAAUAAAUAGCCCCUUCGGUAGCUGCUCGACUCGCUCUUCUCUCCCCCCCCAAUCAUCCACAAAGCAUCACAGCAUACAUAGAUCUACUUACCCUUUUUACUCACCUUUUGCCCUGCUUCAUUCAAGAUGCCUGCAGCCGGCCCCAUGGACGACCAAUGGGUCUCCUUCCACAUCCGGGACCACCUGGACAAGGGCGAGAUCUCCGUCCGUCACACCGUCAUCGAAGGUGGUGAAUUCCACGACCCCAAUAACCGCAGACAGUCCCUCACCGAGGACGAGAUUGAUGAAAUCACCAUCCCCUCGUACGGCAUCGGUGAGAUCUGUGCUCGCGGUCGCCGCGGCAGUGAGGGCCGGCUGGACCUCUUCCACGACGAGGAGAAGAUCUGCGAAUUGCACUGGGAUAAUCGCCAGGGCAAUCGCGUGAACAUCGUCGAGAUGCUGGACAGUAAUAACAAGUAUCGUGUCGAACAUGGGGGAUGGAGCCCAGAGGCUGGACCUCUGGGCCACGUCUACAUUGACAUUUUGGAGCAGCAGAAGAAGAAGAAUAGCAAAUAACGGCGUUUGGGAUUUUGGAGUUAUCCGGCGAGGUCCGGAUGCAGCAGUGCUGCAAGGGAGGGCGUUAGCAUAUUUUGUUUGUCUUUGAAUCGACUGAUUGUGUCGAAUGUUGUAUAGGAGCUGGAAAUCACAUCAUACUAUUAGUCAAUGCGAAGUGAAUACUCUUAUUUCAAAUCCGCAGGAGAGGAAUAAAUGGAAUCGGUGCCUGUUGAUAAAGCUCUCUGAUUUAAUGUAGUGCGAAGUAUGUAACCAAGACUAUGGUGAAUAUGUGUUGGGCCACGGUGAUUGCAAUUGCCCUGAACCCCACAGCUAGUGUCCCUAGGCACUAGAAGUCGUCUGGAAUAUGUUGAUGCAGCCGCAACUUGUCAGGAAUUAAAUGUUGGAUAUUCGCUGUUCGUCAAUUCUGCAAUAUGUCCAAAGCCACGCUGGCUGUUUGUU